AUGCUUAAAGAGUCUAAUCCUAAGUGUUUCUGGAAGUUACUUGAGAAACUUGGUGAUUUAGAUAAAAACCCACAAAAGCAUGACAACAUCAGUGUAGAGUCAUGGUUAAAUCACUUUAAAUGUUUAAAUAAUAAAGUUAACGUGGAAGAUAAAAGCUUCUCACAGACUAUUGUAAAUGAUAUUAGUAGUAUGGAAAGUUUAGAUGAUUACAAACACAUUAUUAAUCAAGAUUUCACUAAUAAGGAAGAUCCAAGAUUGGCGACUGUGAAAAUUGCAAACUACCUUAACCGCAACCUGAGUGAUGAAGUCAUCGACAAAAUAACGGAAUAUUGUUCUUUUAAGAAAAUGAAGAAAUACAUGACAAAUGAAAAUAAUGAGGGAGAAUACUUGCGAAAAGGAGUUAUUGGUGACUGGAAAAACCAUUUCACUGUAGCCGAAAAUGAGGCUUUUGAGAAGAUUUACAAUGAAAAAAUGGAGGGUUCUGGUUUAAAGUUCGACUGGUGA
Saccoglossus kowalevskii is the source of this 504-nucleotide messenger RNA. Its product is annotated as sulfotransferase 1B1-like. Gene Ontology annotation, molecular function: sulfotransferase activity. The record is from RefSeq and is a predicted model, not a curated record. Lineage: Eukaryota; Metazoa; Hemichordata; Enteropneusta; Harrimaniidae.